CACUACCUCCUCCCGGAUACCACUUUUACUUCAGUCUUAUCACUGCUCCGAUCGAUGCGUAGUUUUGUAACGGCGGUACAGCACUGACUAGUGUUGUUGAAGGGUGCGUCUUUGUCGUCACUGACUCAGAAUGCUUCAAGAAUUGCAGCUUUUUUCGUACCGCGUGGCUGAAAUUAAGCCUUAAAGUGUCCUCAUGGCGUGUCGGCGCAAUUUGAAGUAACAGAACUAGUCUUGCAACAUUGAAAUGUUCUUUGUCGGAGUGUAGCAGGGCGGCGUCUCUCCGCUUCGUGGGGAGUUGCCUCGCACACGGUCUUUGAUACCCAAUGAAGCGGAACUCAGGGAGCUUAGUUUGAUCUCUUCAUAUUUAGUUAUCACUGCCACACGAUGGGAUGCGAACUGCCUCCUGCUCCACAGUAACGAACUGAACCGGACCUCUCUGUCGCCUUAAAGACAGUGUUGCACACUCGUGACCACGAUGAAUACAAAGCUGAAGGUCCUCGUCGUCUUGGUUCUGCUGACCACCGUUUGCUAUUUUGUGCGAGAACGUGUCCUCGACUAUAUCCACCAGCCUCUGCCUGACUUUUUGGCUGACACAAAGUCCUGCCCUUGUGACAUCUGUCUGAGUGAGAGCAGCGCUUGGUUCAGGCGAUGCAUCAACAAGUCUGUGGAGCCAGUACUGUCCACCAGAAGCAAACUGUCUGAGAACGACUUUAACUGGUGGAAGCGUUUACAGCAUGAGCGUCGUGACUUCAAAUUCUACCAGGACACUGUGGCCAACCUGUUCAAGCUCUUUCCAUCCCCUGCGGAUGUCACUAAACAUGGACCCAACCACUACCGGACCUGCUCAGUGGUGGGGAACUCUGUGAAUUUAAAGAAGUCAAAAUAUGGACUACUCAUCGAUUCCCAUGAUGCUGUUCUAAGAAUGAACUCCGCUCAGGUGAGAGGCUAUGAGGAAGACGUGGGGAGGAGAACCACUCAUCGAAUCGUGUACCCUGAGAGCGCCGUGGACCUGGACAACAGCACUCAUCUUGUCCUGUUUCCAUUCAAGAUUCAGGACAUAGAGUGGGCCAACAAGGCUUUCACCACAGGCUUUUUUGGGAGGUCGUACAUGCCUGUGAAAUCCAAGAUUGUAGCCAACAAGAAUCUGGUGAUGGUGAUCGAUCCAGCGUUCAUGAAGUACGUUCAUCAAGUGUGGCUGAAUGGGAGGGGCCAGUAUCCAUCCACUGGCUUCAUGGCAUUGAUCCUUUCUUUGCACAUCUGUGAUGAGUUGUACGUGUUCGGCUAUGGAGCGGACAAGGAUGGAAACUGGAGUCAUUACUGGGAACCACUUCGAAACCUGCACCUUAAAACUGGAAUACAUCCUGGAUCACACGAGUAUGAGCUCAUCAGGUUGCUGGACAAAGAGAACAAAAUUCACUUUUAUACAGGCUCCUGAUCCACCAAAUGAAAAUGGGUCACUGGAGGCCUUAAAAGACAAGAUGUGGCUGGACAAUCUCUCCGUGGCUUUGAGACUCCUUCACCCUCAAGUGCCGUCUCACAGGAAGUCAGAAUCAGGAAUGUUCAGUCACAUGAGCCUUAAAUUGAGUUAAAUCGCUUUCUGAUGCAGGUCUUUGAAACUAGCUCUGUCCGACCGCUUGGCUGUGACCUUAAUACAGAUGUACAGAUUUUUAUUUUCAUGUUCGAAAGAGAUUAUUUAUUUGUGAAUGAAAAGCUCAUUUCGGGGAAUAUAGGAGUAGAGCAGGGGUCUGCAACCUUCUUUCUAAAUGUGUGAAAUUUAUGAAGAUUGGUUUGUCCUCCACAAUGAAUUGUCGUCCCAAGAUUUGCCUUCUUGCCUUCUAGCCUUCUUCACAUGUUCCAAAUUCUGAUUGAGUGCACUCUGUUUGAGCUCCUGUAUGAACAAUAUUGUUGUCCAGUGUGAUAUUCGUGGUGCGAUGUGAUGCUUAUUUGGACUCUGUAGUCUGUUAUGACGCCUAAUAUUCUAUACACAAAAGAAUGUGAUACAGGUGUUGUUCAACACUGGGAACUAUGUGUGCAAUACAGUAUUUUAUCAGUCCAUUUUGUCAUAUCCAUGUAAUUACACAGUGCCAUGUUGUUGGUACAACAUCAGGUCUUGUUCAUUCCUGGAAAGGAUAGUGUCAUGUAAAAUGGUGUCUUGUAUUGUCUUGGUGUUGUUCUCUCACCCCUCUGAAAGGAGUUUGACCACUUGUUACUGAAAGGUUCCGUGCUCAGUGGGCAGGUGAGAAGAGGGGACGGUUGCAGACCCCCCGAGGAUGAGAUGUUUGUUUUUUUUUCAUGGAGACAUUGUAUUGGGUACACAAAUGUGUGGGCUUGUCUUUUUGCAUGACUUAUGGAAAUCACCUGUGACCUUAAAUGCGACAGAACAUUUGAAUGUUUUUCCAGCUGACUGACAAUCUGACAGGAAUUAUAAAAACGACUUUGCUUUUAAGGUAAUGAUGUUAUUUGGCCUUUUAUUAGACUAGAUACCAUGUCCUUUAUUCACACAGUGGGGAAAUUCAACAUGUCACAGUAGCUACAGGCAAAGGCACCGAGUACCACAAGGAAUGUGCCACUGAUAAAGUUUGCGACUUCAGGUAUUGUGGAAACA
This is a messenger RNA of Synchiropus splendidus (mandarinfish), 2605 nucleotides long. Its product is annotated as CMP-N-acetylneuraminate-beta-galactosamide-alpha-2,3-sialyltransferase 1-like. The transcript has 7 exons. Lineage: Eukaryota; Metazoa; Chordata; Actinopteri; Syngnathiformes; Callionymidae. Gene Ontology annotation, molecular function: beta-galactoside (CMP) alpha-2,3-sialyltransferase activity. The record is from RefSeq and is a predicted model, not a curated record. Bases 476 to 1435 code for a protein of 319 amino acids.